Messenger RNA from Drosophila melanogaster (fruit fly), 5982 nucleotides. It is a transcript of the gene Shawl, whose product is annotated as Shaw-like. The record is from RefSeq and is marked reviewed. Gene Ontology annotation, biological process: transmembrane transport; potassium ion transmembrane transport; sleep. The transcript is spliced from 11 exons. Gene Ontology annotation, cellular component: membrane; voltage-gated potassium channel complex. NCBI's taxonomy places the organism in Eukaryota, Metazoa, Arthropoda, Insecta, Diptera, Drosophilidae. Bases 759 to 3266 code for a protein of 835 amino acids. Gene Ontology annotation, molecular function: voltage-gated monoatomic ion channel activity; voltage-gated potassium channel activity; monoatomic ion channel activity.
GUGGACGUGCGUGCGGCAAGAACCUGCUGGUAAAGCCUCGGAAAGGACCUGGUUAAUGGUUUACGGUUUUGGCUACUGAUUCCUGCUAACUGGCUAGUGUGGCGGACAGACGGCAGGAUCUGUGGAUUGCUGCGAAUGUGCCAAUAUGUCAGCGCCGCGUAUGUGGGUGUGUGAGUGAGUGUGUGGGUGUGAGACAGUGUCCUUGGGCGGACUAACAGGUUCCCCGUCUUCCCAAGUGUUAAAGUGCGGCCAAAAGUUUUUCGUGGUAAAAAAAAAAAAUACGAUAAAAAGUCUUAAAUCUGCUGUCGCCUCUGAUUUAAGCUGAAAGUUUGCCUGAAGGAUUAAAAAAGCCAUUUCGGACUUGUCAUAGUCAAAGGACAACGAGUUGCCGUGGGCCAAAAGUGUAUAAGGAAUGGGAGAAGUAAGGUAGAGCUAAAACCAUAAACCCAAACGAACAAGCUCAGCUCUGAGUGCAAAAAAAACACAAGAGGAAGAGAAAGUACAUCCUGCGCCCAAGUCUAAUUAGAAGAAUCGCGCUGCGGCAACAGAUUGCUCAUACGCCGUGUGGAUCGCGAGUGUUUUAGUGUCCGUGUAAACAUAAGUACAUAUGUGCGUGUGACCCUAUUUUGUGAAAUCUGAAACAGAAAACUCCUCAAAAACCAUUCGAGAGGUGUUAAAGUUUUUGUUCGAUUUGCUGGCGGGCCGUCGAAGAAUUAGUUUGGCAUGCGGCUGCUGUUGCCACAACUGUUGCAUGCAACAUGGAUGGCGAAAAUCGGAUCAUACUCAAUGUGAGCGGAAUAAGAUAUGAAACCUAUAAGGCCACGCUCAAGAAAAUCCCCGCAACACGUCUCUCCCGACUGACCGAAGCCCUGGCCAACUAUGAUCCGGUGCUCAAUGAAUACUUUUUUGAUCGCCACCCCGGGGUCUUCACCCAAAUCCUCAACUAUUACAGAACUGGAAAACUGCACUAUCCAACUGACGUGUGUGGUCCGCUUUUCGAGGAGGAGCUGGAAUUCUGGGGACUCGACUCAAAUCAGGUAGAACCUUGCUGUUGGUCAACAUAUAGCAUACAUCGCGAUACGCAAAACACCUUAGCCAUAUUAGAUAAGCUAGAUAUUGAAAAUGAAAAGCCCACGGAGGAGCAGAUAGCUCGUCUAUUUGGUUUUGAGGAGGCACUGAGCAACGGCGAGCUUAACUGCUGGCAGCGUAUAAAACCCAAGAUCUGGGCCAUGUUCGAUGAGCCAUCCAGCUCCACGGGUGCCAAGAUCGUUGCUGGCAUGUCGGUUUUCUUUAUAUUUGUUUCUGUGAUAUCAUUCUGCCUGAAGACCCAUCCCGGCUUUCGUGUCGAUCUGCCCUCCGGAGCCCACGAUGCCCACGGGCCAGGAGCGGGUGGUCCACCCCACGGACACGAUCCCAUGGGAGAACCACCGCAGACCCAUCAGUAUCAUCAGCACAGCAUAACGCCGCCCAGCGGCAGCAUCGGACCCACCUUUCGUGUCACAAACUACACGAGCUACAGCAGCGGUAACUUUACCGCUUCUGGCCAAGCCACGCCCAUUGCCACCAUUAAGGGCGGCCAGCGGCAGCGACUGAAACGGAAUAUCAACGGAAGUAUCCUCAACGAGUUUAUCGAAGAGAAGAUAUUGGGCCAUAAUGGGAGGAGAAAACACGGAUGGAUUGAGACCUAUGGGCAGCCACACGAGGCCUUCUUCUACGUGGAACUGGUCUGCAACGUCUGGUUCUUCAUCGAGGUCAUCAUCAGGCUGAUUGUCUCCCCUAAUUUGUGGCAGUUCAUAAAGUCGCCGGUCAAUAUUAUUGAUUUUACGGCCACUUUGAGCUUUUACACGGACGUAAUGCAGCGCAUGGGUGAAUAUACGGGUCUUCUGGAGGCCUUUUCCAUCGUCAGGAUUAUGCGACUGUUCAAGCUGACUCGCCAUUCACCGGGCCUGAGAAUCCUCAUCCACACAUUCAAGGCUUCGGCCAAGGAGCUUACUCUGUUGGUGUUCUUCCUCGUCCUGGGCAUAGUUUUCUUCGCCAGUUUGGCUUACUAUGCGGAGAAGUUGCAGGACAAUCCGGACAACCAGUUCAAGAGCAUACCUUUGGGUCUGUGGUGGGCCAUUGUGACCAUGACCACCGUGGGAUAUGGCGAUGUGGCGCCCAAGACCUAUCCGGGCAUGUUCGUGGGUGCCCUCUGUGCUCUAGCCGGUGUGCUGACCAUCGCCCUGCCCGUGCCCGUCAUUGUCAGCAAUUUCUCCAUGUUCUACUCUCACACUCAGGCUCGCUCCAAGCUGCCCAAGAAGCGACGACGUGUCCUGCCGGUGGAGCAGCCGCGCCGCAAGAGGGAGCCAACUGCUCCGCAUCGCGGAAGGACGAACGCCAUCAAACAGACGCCACCCACUGGGCCGGGAUUGGUGGCCGGUGGUGUGGUUCCAGUGGGAGCAGGAGGGCCGGGACUCGGUGGUCAUGCGGUGGGUCAUUCUGCUGCAGGGGCGCCAAUGUUUAAGGACGCAUUCGGCGGUGCCAAAAUCGCGGACUACUUGAGCGUGCCGGCGGUGCAGAGCCUCCAGCCGCGGGCGGCGACGACUGGCCACGACUUCAUGCUGCCGCUCCAGCCAAAACUUCUGGGCCCCCUGGAACGCAAGGAUCAGCAUCCGCUGCAACUGACUGCCCACAAUUUGGCCUCGGACACGCACCAGCUGAUGUACUCGGGCCACGCCCACUCGCAGCACAAGGUGGGCGGUGGGGCAGCGGUGCUAAAUGUGCCGCCCACGUUGAGCAUGUCGCACACCCAGAUGCCACCCGGAAUCGCCAGCAUGGGUCAGCGGACGCCAAAUCUGAGUUUUCGGCCCGCUCACGGGGCGUCGUCCCAGGUGGCCACUGUCCAGCAGCCCAUUCCGCACUCCCAUGCCUGCCACGCCUCCACGAAUUGCAACAUCAAGAUUUCGGUUGCCUCCGCCGGUCUUUCGGUGGGAUGUCCGGAUGAGUUUCGGACUCCCAAGGUGACGCUGCUGGACGAUCUCAGCGACGAUGUCAACUCCUCGACGGAUGACUGCGGGGACUGUUGUCUGGUGGACGACAGCGAUACCUACGAGGGAACCACCAUCAACAAUGGUCCGAGUGGACAGGAGAACGGAACGGAAGCCAUUGGGCUGGAUGAUGGCCUUCUGGAUAACGAUGGUGAGGAUGAGGAGGACGGCGAGGGCAGCGGUGUGGGCGGGGAUAGCGGCGAUAGUCUCGGAGGGAUCUACAUUGGUCCCAGGCAUUGAUUGCCGGACAUUAGCUGGGAUUUCCACAACUGAAACGGACUUACCAACUUCUGACAGUACUGCCUAAAAAAGCUCUAAAACUGCGGUAAAAGUAGGGAAAAGGAUUAAAGUUGGAAGAUUUUUAGAGUAUGUAUAAUGUGAAUGAAUGGUUUAACUGCUGAAUGCAACUUUAUCUGGCUAAAAUUUUUAGAAACUUUAAAGCCAAGGUCAAUCAUACACAAGCCAAUUUCAUUGCCAUUGGUCACUUAAACUUUCCGUAUCUCUAUUACUUUUAUUAAAUUCAGCUAUUGCAGUUAUUCCAAAGUUCUUUAUUUCUAUAAUCUUCUUAAAAACAUAUAAAAGUUAAGGUCGUGGAAAGUAAAUACUUUAAGUUCAAGUGUCAUAGGAAUUAAGAAUAGCAAAGUUGGAUAAGUAUUUUCAAACGUCCACUUAAGAAAAACUAUUAGAAAAAUCAUGUUCUCAAAUGUUUAACGGAAUCAGAGAUUUUAAAGUCGUAACGAAGAGUUUUUAAUGCUUAUUUCAAAGUUUUCGAAAAGAAGAUUGUGAAGAUCACUGCCUCUACGAUUGUAAACUUCUCAAAUUAAAUUUUAUGGCACUGAGAUAAUUAUCCAUUAAUUUUAAGAUGGGACACAUACAGUUUGCAACCAUUUAUCAGGACUUUUAAUCAAUCUUUGCUUUCUACUUACGCCAAGCAGUAAACAACAUUCCUUGUCCGGCCAAGACAAACAUCCGUAACAUUUGUAUCAGUGUCCUUAUAACUGUCAUGUUGACAACUGUCAUUGGCAGCGUGCAUGGAGGAUUGUUUGCGUGCGUAUGUGUGUGCAGCCGGGCACGUCCUGGCAAGGUCCUGCAAACAAAGGAAGAGUGAGUCUGCAAAUGGACGGGGGUCAGAAGAGAAGCUACCCGCAUACAAGGCAAACAUAUCGUCCACAUAAAUGUGACCACUUGUGUGCAGACAGUCAGAGAUAGAGCACCGCCCACUUUCGCCCAUUUCCCAAGCACUCCCAUUUUCCUGUCCCGUCAAGGUGUUUAUUGUGCAAAUCUUGGGGCAAGAAUUGCAUGGCCAACUAUAAAUUCCCACACUUGACUCUCACGCUCCGUUUGCCCGGAUCAGACCCUGAAUCAUGGCCAAAAAGUGUCAUCGGGCUUGUUUAUCUGACACAUUGACUGCCACCAUUUCAAUGAACUGGCGAGCAAAAACUGUGUCGACAAGACGCACACAAAAGGCGACGACGACAUCCAAAAACUAAAACGGCGACGACAUUCGUGUCCUUGCUUUCCUGACCCAUCCCAUUCCAUACCAUCCGAUCCUUACAGCAACCCACUUCCACCCAGCGCGAUGGAGGUUUGUGUGGUUGACCUUGUAAAUAGUUUUUUUUUUUUGGGGUCGCUGUGUUAAGUUUUCACUCUUCGACAUUUAUUUCCAUAAAUGUUAAUUGAUUUUUGCAUGGAUGCUGAAAAAUGAAUAAGCUGAACUCAAGGAAAUGUAAAUAUUUGGGCAUGACGGUCAAGAACUAACCAAAUGAAAACGAAACUGAACAUAAAGAAAGACAGUAGCAAACAUAUUUGACUUUAAAUAAGGUUCAAUGGUAAUUUUUGGUCCAAUAUUUAUAGUUUUUGAUGUGCUAAAAACGAUAAAAUGACGAACAAUUUUGAUUCAGAUAAGUAAGAAGGGGCUUUAGAAGUACAAAGCUCCUUAAACCACACCUUCUUGUAAGUCUAGGUGGAAAAUAGAUGGAAAUGUAGAUUUAAAUAGAUAUCAUGCCCAAACAAUGAGGUGAGGGAGGUGAUUCCAAUUAGUCAGUAAAGUAAAAUCCGCUGGUCUGAGUGUGCGUCGUUUUAAAUUUAAUCUUUAUUACUUAGCUAAUCUCUGAUAAAAAGUUAAAUAAUUGCCUAAUUGUUGUGUAAGGGUAUUCCCGGAAUCGACUUGCCGAUUACACCUUUUUUCUCAUUAAGAUAUGGAUUCAUUACUUUAAAUUGUAUAAGAGGAAUGUUGCUUUAAAUACUGUUCAAUUUAGAAAAAAAACACAUAUUUUCUUAUAUUACAAAACAAAAAUUUGAUGUUGCGAAAAUUCCGAAGAGUAUAUAAAUAUGUAUUGUUAAUUCGUGACACACUUUUUAAAUAAAAGUUACAUUUAAAUACUUUUACAUAAUCUUAAAUGAGAAAGGAAAUGAAUCUUUUGAUAUAAAAGAUACUGCUGCGAACCAGUGCUCGUUGAAAUAAGAUCGUUUCAAUAGAAAUAUAGUUAGUUUAAAAAACACAAGUGAGAUACUAAACUAAUAUUAAACUUUUGCCUAGCAAAUAACUAAGUUUAGACCGGUCAAUGCAGAAUAAAAUAUUGCAUACAGAAGUUGAUUGAAGAACUAAAUCCUUUUGAAAGAAAUCACCCACCAUAGACAGGAAACAAGAACCCGGCUGAAAGUAAAUUAAAAGAAUUUUGGAAGCAUAAUCUGUGUGUAUAUAGAUAAUCUCAAGAACAACCUAAAUUUCAUUAGUUAAAUGUCGAAAAAGCAGUAAAAACACAUUUCUACAAUAUUUACUGUAAGUAAAGUGUCAAGAACAAAAAGGAAAACCAAAACUGUUUACAAGCAAAGCGAAUUUUUAAAUGUUGAAAAAAUGAGAUCCGGAAAAGUAAACGAUAAAUAAGCAAAAAAAAAAAUGUGGUGUGCAAAGAAAAAUUAAAUUUUAACAAAAAUAAAAAUUCUUUGAAAAAGC